Postia placenta MAD-698-R-SB12 is the source of this 1455-nucleotide messenger RNA. RefSeq lists its product as hypothetical. The coding region runs from base 1 to 1455 and encodes 484 amino acids. NCBI's taxonomy places the organism in Eukaryota, Fungi, Basidiomycota, Agaricomycetes, Polyporales, Adustoporiaceae. Gene Ontology annotation, cellular component: mitochondrion. The record is from RefSeq and is a predicted model, not a curated record. The transcript has 4 exons. Gene Ontology annotation, biological process: ubiquinone biosynthetic process.
AUGGCACCAAUCAAGCUUGCGAUCAUAGGUGCGGGGCCGUCGGCCUUUUACGUCGCCUCCCGUCUUCUUUCCCUCCUCCCUGUUGGCAGCUCGUCUAAGCUCAAUAUACAUCUGUAUGAUCGGCUCUGGGCACCCCACGGUCUCGUACGAUAUGGGGUAGCUCCAGAUCAUCCAGAAAAUUGCACGCACAAAUUCGACACUGCGGCAGAAGACCCACGACUGCGAUUUUUCGGCAACGUCAACAUCGCAACGCAGUCACCAGUACCACAUGCACUAUCUCUGCCUCUCUCCUCUCUCCUUCCUCAUUACACUCACCUCUUAAUCUCGUCUGGUUGCACCACACCUAUACUGCAUCCUGCCAUUCCGCCAUCUGACUACUGUGUCCCCGCUCUGUCGCUUGUACAUUGGUAUACGCAACACCCUUCGCGUCCGUCCCCACCACCACUCCAGCAGUUGCAGCAUAUCACCCUCAUCGGCCAAGGCAAUGUCUCGCUCGAUAUCGCGCGCAUGCUUCUCACGCCACCGUCAGAGCUCGCGAAGUUUGACGUGCCCGCGCACGUCCUCGCGGUCCUCGAGCGUUCUGCUGUGGAGCAUGUCUCAAUCGUCGGCCGGCGCGGCCUCCAGCAGGCUGCGUUCACGACAAAGGAGCUCCGAGAGAUGAUGAACCUCACAGAUGCGUCCAUGGUGCCGCUUGACCCAGCACUGCUGAAGGAGCCCGAUGCAGGGGGGGAACCGUUGACGCGCCAGCAGGCGCGUACCUUGCAGCUCCUGCAGAAAGGCUCGAAGAACAAGCCAGGAACGACGCGCAAGACGUGGUCGCUGGAGUUCUUCCGCUCUCCGCUACUCCUAGACCUCCCCACGGGAGCGGCGCAGGAGUCCUCAGGGGUCCGUCCUCCGGCACAGUUGACCCUGGCUCACACUAUGUUGGAUGCAUCGGCCCGUGCCGUGCCCACCGGCGAGAAGUCCACCCAGUCCACGUCUCUUGUGGUCACUUCGCUCGGACACCGUGCAGAGCCGAGUGCUCCGUGGUACGAGCCGUCUCUGGGCCAUAUCAACACCGUCGGUGGACGCGUGGUUGAUCCGAGUGGGCUGACCGUGCGCAACGUCUAUGCCAGCGGCUGGGCUGCCACCGGCGCCCGCGGCGUGCUCGCCAGCACGAUGAUGGACGCAUACGCUGUCGCAAAUACCAUUCUACGCGAUGCGUUUCCUGGGGAAGACGUGCAAACAACCCCUACUGAGGUCCUGCCGCGUACAGUGGAGGACGAUGCGCCGCCUCCCGAAAUCGAAGCAGCGCUGAAAGAAGGGCAGGUGCUAGAAUAUGCGGAUUGGAAGGUGAUUAAUGCUGAAGAAAUUCGGCGGGGGGAGAAGAUUGGUAAAGAACAGGAGGAACAUAACCUGCACAUUACACCCUAUGCAUCUGCCAGCAAUUUAAAUCCACAGCUCAACAGGGUAUAA